This is a messenger RNA of Plodia interpunctella (Indianmeal moth), 5176 nucleotides long. It is a transcript of the gene Ctl1, whose product is annotated as Choline transporter-like 1. Gene Ontology annotation, biological process: transmembrane transport. The record is from RefSeq and is a predicted model, not a curated record. The transcript is spliced from 11 exons. Gene Ontology annotation, molecular function: transmembrane transporter activity. The coding region runs from base 558 to 2561 and encodes 667 amino acids. NCBI's taxonomy places the organism in Eukaryota, Metazoa, Arthropoda, Insecta, Lepidoptera, Pyralidae.
CCACGGGUAUACUUCGUACAACCUUUGCGUUGUUUUGGUUGGUUUGGUGUGGUGUUUGGCUUGGCUGUUCUGUAGUUGUGUGUGGGUUGUAGUAACUUGGUGGUAACCAAACCAAACUUUGGUCCAAGUUUGAUCAAGGUUCAGUUGCUUUAGUUUGGUCAAAAACUAAAACAAACACAGCAAUCAAAUAAAUACAAUCUAAACAAAAUAUUACUAGUAUACUUCCACCGACCACCGCCUGCCGCGUCGCCGGUUGGGGUACGGUACGAUAAAAACAAACAAAGCCUACCUACGUAGGUACUGUCUGUCUGUACGUGCAGUAGACACUAAACCAGGCAAGUAGGAGGCUGCGCCCCGUUUGGCUUGGUUUUUUUUUUUGUGUACGCACAAGCCGUUUAUUCUUGCGUUCUGAUACACUGAUAUGUGUAUGUAGUGGGUUACGAUUUCAGUUUGAAAGUACCUACGCGUGGAUAAUAUUGUGAUCAUAUUCUAAUGCUUAAAAUCUCGCAAACAAGUGAAAUACUAUUUACUCUAAGUAAUUACAUGAGAUUGUGACGAUGGGGUGUGCACAAAGUGAAAUUGCUCCGCAAAAUGAAACUCCAAGGAAAGGAUGCACAGACGUUCUUUGGCUCGUAAUUUAUAUACUUUUUUGGAUCCUAAUGAUAAUAGUUGCUGCAAUAUCAUUUGUGUACGGAAACCCUCAGAGACUUAUCAAUGGAUUUGACUCAUUUGGUAACACAUGUGGAGUGAAAACCAACCAGAAACUAAUCAAAUUCCCACUGGCUGGCAUCAGCACUAUUGACAAGAAGUUUUUAUUCUUCAUGGAUGUGAAGGAAUUAAGAAGAUCACUAAAAAUCUGUGUAAAAGAAUGUCCAAAUCGGAAGUUAGAAUCUCUUGCUGAUAUUCAGAACUUUUACAGAGAAACAGGGUCCAAUCUGUGUCGAUAUGACAUUAACCCUAAUAAUGUGACUUCUACUAAGGACCUCCACGAUUUCAUAGGACCCUGCCCGACACUGCCAGUGUAUGACUCUUUUCCACUUUUAAACAGAUGUUUCCCAAAAUCAGCUAAAGAUGUAGCAGAAAGAGUUGUCAAAGAUUUCUAUGACCUGCUCAACAGUUGGGACACAAUCGAACAAAUGCUUUCUGAUCUUUACUCUUCCUGGAAGGAAAUGAUAAUCUGUGUUAUCAUAGCAUUUAUAUGCUCAUUGCUCAUGGUGUCGAUCCUGCACCUACUGGCUACGCUGGUGUCCUGGAUCUUCAUGAUCAUCGUGUCUAUAGCUAGUGUCGCCGGCACCGCGCUGCUCUGGUACACGUAUUACGAGCUCAAACAUAAACAGAAAAGUUUCGUUGAGCAUGCGGCUUUCUUGGAUGAAUCCUUGAAAAAUGAAACAGCCUUUUUGUGGUAUUCUAUAAUCGCUACUAUUAUUACGGUUAUUCUACUCAUACUAGUGUUCGUAAUGCGUUCGCGAGUGUCCUUCCUAGCGGCGCUGUUCAAGGAGACCGCGCACUGCCUCGGCUCCAUUCCCGCGCUUUUCCUGCAGCCCAUCAUAACCUUCUUCUUUCUGAUACUGUUCUUCGCGUUUUGGUCUUUUGUAAUAGUGUGCCUGGCUACGGCCAACUACCCGGGCAUCCCGUACCAGACCAACUUCUUCAUCAAUGGCUCCGCAAUGCCAGACCGCGUGGACAAGGUAGCCGUCGAGGCGCAGAAUAUCAACAAGAGCGCUAGCCUCAAGAACUUCACUCUUGAAAACAUCGAAUUCGAUCCGCUGUGGGUUAAGAGCAUGUGGUGGAUAUGUCUCAUCUGCCUGGUGUGGGGCAGCGAGUUCAUUCUCGGCUGCCAGCAGAUGACCAUCGCCGGCGCCGUGUCACACUGGUAUUUCAGAGGCCCAAACGCGAAUUCUCCAGUGUUGUACUCGAUAGGCAAACUGCUCAAAUACCAUUUGGGGUCUGUAGCGAAGGGGUCCUUCUUGAUCACGCUGUUUAAGAUUCCGCGACUUAUUCUUACAUAUUUACACGCCAAGUUAUCGGCGAGGGCUGAAAAGGGGUCGGACUGCGCGAAAUGUGGUCUGAAAUGCGGAAUCUGUUGCUUCUACUGCCUCGAAAAGUUCAUUCGCUACUUGAACCACAACGCCUACACUAUCAUCACCAUUGAGAGGUGCCACUUUUGUAAAGCUGCAGCGAGGGCAUUCAGCACGAUAGUGAACAACGCCUUGCAAGUGGCCACAAUAAACAGUGUCGGCGACUUCAUCCUGUUCCUGGGCAAGUGCAUCGUGACGGCGGUGACCGGCAUCGCGGGCUUGCUGCUGCUCAAGCGGAACCCUGAUUUGCACUUCUUCGCCGUCCCCACCCUCCUCAUCUGCAUAUUCUCCUUCUUCAUAGCACAUUGCAUCUUAUCUUUGUAUGAGAUGGUGGUAGAUUCUCUGUUCAUGUGCGUGUGCGAGGACCGCAACAUGAACGGCGGCGACGGCAAGUGGAAGCACUCGCGCUUGGCCGAACUCGGCGGACACACUCGCGAACAAGAUGGCGCCGCUGAGCUGCAGGACUUGCAAGAGAAGUACUGAAUCCCUUUUGUUAUUAAUUGUGUUCUAAGCCGAGUUAGAUUUACCCUGUAUUUGCCCAGUUUUAUCUCAAACAGCCUGACGGUUUUUGGGAAGAAACUGGGAAAAUACUGGGAGUAAACCCAUCUAUGAGCUCGCGCGCUCUGUGAUUAUUUAGACUUCUAAAUAUAAGUGAGUGCGCGCAUCCGCGACUAAAAAUAAUACUAUUGACGCGAUUGUACAAUUGCUUACGCGACAAAAAUCGCAGUGUACGCCCGCCCUAAUGCUGGGUGUACACACGGCAAACGAACAGCUUUCUAUCAAACAAAUGGUUAGCGUUUGUUGGCUCGAUGUCUGAAUCCAGUAGCAAGAUUGUUAUACAUAAAAAUGUUUCUUUCGCAUGAUAUUUUACCUAUUCUAGAUAUAUGUUUUAUCCCUCACACAAUAUUUGACAUUGAAAUAAUGAUUUAUUAACUAUUUAUUUUCGACCUAAAUCAAUUAAUAUUUUUGGAUAACUGUUUAUAAUCCAAAUAUAAGAGACAAAGUAUGAUUUCACUAAAAUCGUCUCGAAAAGUAUGAAUUGGCUCUGUUUAACGUAAAUUAUUUUAAGUGCAUGAACAAUUUAUAGUCUAAUAAAAUAUGAAUUUAGUUUUGCUUAUUGGCAAAAUAGACUGUUCACUGGUCGUUUAUAAACUGAUUGAUAGCCGUAAUAGUAGCAUUUCAAAUAUAUUUUUUUAGUUUUUGUUAGUUUUCUUUUUCAAUUUUGCUAUCAAAUGCCUUAUAAGCAAACGGUGAUACAGGACCUUAUGUAAUACAUUUUAUAGCAUCUAAUAAGCUUUUUAUGUGCUUAGAAUUAUUAAGAUGAACUGUCGAGUUUAGUCAGUUCUGAUUUUAGUAGUAAUGCUAAUGGCUGUGUCGUAGUGGCAUGGUGUCGUAAUGGUGUCAUUUAUUUAUAGUUUUAAAUACAAAAAGCAAUAGGGUCCAUUUUAUAUUAUUUUAAAUGUAAGUGCUUUAUGGACGAUGUCUAUCAAUUUAUGUAUUAAUAAUAUUUAGAUUAUUAUAUAUUUUUGGGCUAUAAGGUUGAAAGGAGUAAGUAUUUAAUGUAAGCUUUACUAACAACAAUGAGAAGUUCACAUUAGACUUGUUUUCUUUUGAGCUAAUUACAAUUUUUUUUACUCAUUUUAAUUUCCUAUUCUCUUUGCAAUCUGUUACAUGAAACGAAAGUUGUUGUUAUAAAAAUAAUUUGUGUUCAUUGCCACUUGUGCUCUAUAUUUGAAGGAGUUAUAUAUCUACUUGUGUUGAAUGUGAAUUCAUCAAUCGUCAUCUCUUAUUUAGGUUUUCUUAAUGUGCCGUUUUGAUCAGUAUAAUUAAUUCAGGACAUCAUGUCUGCAGCAAAACCAGCCUAAUGUGAACAAAGUUUUAAAUAUAUUUUCUCAUAUUAAGUAAGUCAGUGAUAUGUUGCUAGUGCAAUGUUUUUUUGUAAUCUGAAUAAAUUAAGUAAUUCUAAUAUUUUAUAUUCUUUCAGAUAAAUAUAAUCGAAUCGAUAAAGAUGAAUAAUACAUGCAUAAUUAUGGACGUGACGCGCAUAAUAUUAUGAUAAAUGUGGGUAUUUUAGAUAUAUUUACUGACUAGGCUUAUUGCCACUAAACCACCGGGUUUACUUCGAUAAUGACUGUUUAUUUUUCGUCCUAAUGCUAACAAAAUUUUAAAUUACAUUUGUUGUAUAGCACAGCACAAUUAUGAAGAAAAAUAAAUUACAUUAACAUAAUGUAAACAUUUCACAAGUAUUUUAUUAAAGUAUGACUAUUGUACAUUUUAUAUAUACACAAAUAAUUCAUUUUAAACACGUUUUCUUUUUAAUCAGUAAACAACGCAACAUGUGCUUGUCAUUUACGCUUUGUAUUAAUAAUAAUAUUAUUUUUAUGUGUAAGUUAAGGAUUUAAAUCGAAAUAUAUACAAAUAUUUUUAAAGGCUAUCUAAUUGUUAAGCUUUUAUACUGUCCAUGCAUUCACAAUUGUAUUUUGAUAAUUUUUAUAUAAAGUUGAUCUGUUAGUUUAUAGAUUUUACUAGAUGGUAAGUUAUUUAAUAUUUUUUUUUAGAAUUUUUAUUGAAGUACAAGUCCUAGUUUCUACAAAUCUCAUUGUUUUAAGGUGACAAGUAUGAACUUUUGCAUAAUCUCAAUAAUUUAUUUUAAGGAUCUUAUUUUUAUAGGUAUAAUAAAAAUAUAUUUACAUUUUAUAUGGUAUCAACCUCAUUUGAACAAUUACCAAUUUUGAUCUUUUAUUAAAUGCUCAGUUAAAAUCUAUUGGAAUCGAUAAGGUAAUAUGGCAUAAUAGCUAUUCUAUUCUAGAUAGAGAUGUUAUUUGAAUCUUUUUUGUAACUUACUACCAUAAUGAAAUAAUACAUAAUUUCAGUAUUACUACUUUCACAGGGCUGAAAGUCAUGAUAAAAAUACCAGUGCAUGGAGUUAAUGUAACUUAUAUGUACUUGCAUGAGGUUUAUUUUCCUACAAGUUCUUCCGCUAUUGUUAUGCUUCAUUGUAUCCAGAGUUACAUAGACAUGCAUUUUGUAAUAAUUUAUAUUGACCACAUUUUUGAUGUAAUUGUCAUUUUAAAUAAAAUUUCUUUUGAGUGAAAAAA